CUACAUUUCCCAUGAUUCCUUCUGCACUUUCUACGGUCAAAGCGUGUAUGAUUACGGUAACGAGAAGCCGGUGAUGUGAAGAUGCUGCGGAGGAAACCCACGCGCCUCGAGCUCAAGCUGGACGACACGGAGGAGUUUGAAAGCGUCAAGAAAGAGCUGGAGAGUCGGAAGAAACAGAGGGAUGAGGUGGAUGUCGUCGGUGUCGCCACAUCCAGUGAGAUGAGCGGAGCAGCGGGUGGCGCUGCUGACGGGAAAACCAGAGAGCAGAUGAUUCACGAGAGAAUCGGAUACAAACCCCACCCCAAGCCGAACACGUUACCAUCGCUCUUCGGAAAUCUUCAGUUUUGACAAGUGCCAAUCCUGAACAAUGGACUAUAAGGUCUUGAGAAUCUGUAACACAAACACGCACACAGAACAUAUUCUGCUUCAAUCUUGCCAGACCACAGAUGGACAUAAACAUUAUGGCUUUGGUUAACAGUGUUUGUGAUAACUGAUUUCAAAUGACUAUUUUUCUAUUCAAAUAAAUAAAGCCUUUCUAGUUGGAUGUGGAAAA
Danio aesculapii is the source of this 553-nucleotide messenger RNA. It is a transcript of the gene cdc26, whose product is annotated as cell division cycle 26 homolog. Gene Ontology annotation, biological process: regulation of mitotic cell cycle; anaphase-promoting complex-dependent catabolic process; protein K11-linked ubiquitination. NCBI's taxonomy places the organism in Eukaryota, Metazoa, Chordata, Actinopteri, Cypriniformes, Danionidae. Gene Ontology annotation, cellular component: anaphase-promoting complex. The transcript is spliced from 3 exons. The record is from RefSeq and is a predicted model, not a curated record. Bases 82 to 348 code for a protein of 88 amino acids.